AGACCCGGGGAGCUACACAACGAGGUUGCGCACUCCGUAGAGGAGGGGGGAGCUCAUCGCACACAACGCACCACGCUAUUGAUUUGUUGGGGGCUGCAGUUCAGAGGCUCCAGCAGAGAAGAAAAAAUGUUUGGUUUCCAUAAACCAAAGAUGUACCGGAGUAUAGAGGGUUGCUGUAUCUGCAGAGCAAAGUCUUCCAGCUCUCGUUUCACUGACAGUAAACGUUAUGAAAAAGACUUCCAGAAUUGCUUUGGGCUCCAUGAAGUCCGCUCAGGAGAUAUCUGCAAUGCUGUGUCCUUUUGUGAAAGAUGGAAAAAACUGCCAGCAGGAUCAAAGAAAAACUGGAAUCACGUGGUGGAUGCAAGGGCUGGACCCAGUCUUAAAACAACACUGAAACCAAAGAAAAUGAAAACUCUCUCUGGAAGCAGAAUAAAGAGCAAUCAAAUCAGCAAACUGCAAAAGGAAUUCAAACGGCACAACUCUGAUGCCCACAGCACCACCUCAAGUGCCUCCCCAGCUCAGUCGCCCUGUUACAGUAACCAGUCUGAUGAUGGCUCCGACACUGAGAUAAGCCCUGGAUCCAGCAGAACACCAGUCUUCUCCUUUUUAGAUCUCACAUACUGGAAAAGGCAAAAAGUUUGCUGUGGAAUAAUUUACAAAGGGCGUUUCGGGGAAGUCCUUAUAGACACUCAUCUCUUCAAACCUUGCUGUAGCAAUAAGAAGUCAGCCACUGAGAAGCCUGAACAACAGGGACCCCAAUCUCCAGCCAUCUCCAACCAGGAAGAAUGGUGACUUCCUUGGCUAACUGAAGGAAGGUGUAUACGGAGCCUCUUAUUGUCUGGAAAAUGCUAGAAAGUGACCCUUUGUUCACUAUGGACACCUGCUAUGCUGCCAAAAGACUAUUCCUUAGAACUGUUUUGGUGUUUUUACUGCUACAAUUCCACAAACGCUCAAGCCGGUUUGUAUCUUUUCAGAAAUACUACAUAAUAUUUAAGAUACCAUGGAACACUUAGCAAAGCUGAAUGCUGCUGCAAGGUUGUCUUUAAGGGUUUUUUGUUUCUUUCCCCUACCUACCCCUUCCAUGAACAAACUUUUGAGGGUGGGUUUUCGUGUAUAAUAAAGUGUAUGUAGUUAAUAUUUCUGUACUGAGAGAAGCAGUGGUUGUUUGGCAUUUUUUAAGUUGAUAAACCCCCUCCCCAACCAGAGAAAAUAUUUCAUUUGAUAUGUGUGAUUCAGUGACAUGGACUUAUACAUAGAAGUUUUUAACUCUUUACAAUAUUUUCAUUUGUAUGUAUUUUAAAAGGUGUGGAGAGCUAAACCUGUACUACUGACAUUUUAACCAAGACAAAUAGUUUCAUCAUUCCUGUAUGGCAAGGCCAGGUAAUGGCAGACACCAGUAAUGUGAACAAUGCUAGUGCAAGAAGACCUAAAUGUUAAAUAUUCAAGAAGAGUGGAGAAGGAAGGCACACUCUGUCUAGACACCUGUAGAGACCCUCCCAGUUAAGAACGGAGUACAAGUGACCAGUAAACCAAUAAAUGGCAACCCAAAAGCAAGCACUGGGGCUUGUGCAGUACUGGCAUGUGAUUAGAUUGAGAGAUGAACCAUGGAGGCUGCCUGGGGUCCAGGUUAGGUGUAGAUUCAGGGUUGAAAUUGUUGAAUUCUCACAGGAUGAGCUCAUAAAUUUUCUGCCAUUUCUAGGCCCCUUCCUGGUUUUGAACAUGACCCAGAACAAAACCAUAGUGUGGGGGGGCCAGCAUUCUGUCCCAGGAAUUGAAACCGAACAAUCCAAGCAUGAAAUUCAAUGGAGUUACGAUUCCUGUAAUGGACCCUUCCAGUCUUGUGAACUUUACGCAUGUUUAUACUGCAAUCCCAGGGCGUGAUUUAAUCCAGCUAGCUCUGCUACCAGAGCAGUGAAGUUGUGGCAGCAUGACUCCACAGGGCUGUCCAACUGAGUAACUACCAAGGAUCCUGGGCAGCCUUGUACAGCCCUCACUGAAGCCCAUGCUGCCAUGGCGACACUGCUAUUGGUACCCGAGUUAGCUAGAGCAAAGCUAGCUGGGUACAUCCAUGAGCUGCAGUCACACCCUGCGUGUAUGUUGUUGGCAAAACAAAUCCUAUGAAAAUGCCUGGUAAAAACUUGUGUGCAAAUGAUUGUGGCAUUCCUUUAUGCUCCGGCUUUGUCUUUAGGGUAAAAACAGCUUUCUCAAUGAGUGUGCUGCAGUUUUAGCUCCUGGUUGUUUCAUGUUACCUUUAUGAAGAUUUAACUUACACAAUGUGGGAAGUGGACACUUUUUACUUUAAUUGGGGAUAUUCUGCAAUGGGCUGCUAGAAACUUGAGUUUUCUUCUGUUUGUCUUUACUAUUAAAUUUUGGUGGGAAGACUGAGGGUUGGUUUGUAGGCAAAUUUCAAUGCAAGCUCACUUUCUGAAAGGCAAACAUUCAGGGGAUGAAAAGAGAGCUACAGAAAGAUAUUUUUCCCCCCAUCCUCCCUCACCCUCAAAGCAGAAAGUUAGUGUUGAGUUUUGGUUUCUUGUUUUUCCCUUCUAUUAAAUAAAUAAAAUUUCUUAGUGGGAUGUCAGGGAAAAUGGAGAUUUGUUUUAGUCCCCUCUUUGUUUUUUUUGUUUUGUUUGUUUACAAAAAAACACAUUGACUAAAUUCUAAAGGGAGGAUAAAACUACGUAGUGUACCUUCACCUGCAAUCAAAUGGAUAGUUAGAAUGGCUGCUUUGCUAAGUCUGUCUCCAAUGACUCAUGCAAGAGUCUCAGCCAGCUGUAUCUACACACCAACUUACAUCUGAGUUAGUCUCAAUGAUUUUCUAUACUUAUGGCUGCAGUACUGGUGGUAGGAUGUGCUAUAAUGUGGAUCAUCUCUACUUCUGUAUUUAUUUAUUUAUUGCUAGACUUCAACCAUAGACUGCUUCCCCUCCUCCUCCCAUCUCUUCCUUUCCCUGUAGUAAUGCAAGAUGAACUGUCUGUAGUCAUGCACUUUGUAUUAAUGUAUUAGAAAUCUAUGGAACCUGUUUUUGUACUUUUUUAUACUGUCCAUACACUUGUAAUCCAAACUUUUUUUUUUACUAGGGUAAUGAAUAAAUUUAGACU
Emys orbicularis (European pond turtle) is the source of this 3098-nucleotide messenger RNA. It is a transcript of the gene SINHCAF, whose product is annotated as SIN3-HDAC complex associated factor. Gene Ontology annotation, biological process: negative regulation of cell migration. The record is from RefSeq and is a predicted model, not a curated record. Lineage: Eukaryota; Metazoa; Chordata; Testudines; Emydidae. Gene Ontology annotation, cellular component: Sin3-type complex.